CGACCGGUGGUCAAGUGGCAAAGUAUGCAUAAAGCCACGCUAGCUAUUGUCCGAGACAGCAGGGCCGUCUGUCUAUUAUAGGAAAGGAUCAAAAUCUGGACCAAAGUCCCCGUAUGUACGUUCAGCUUCAGGAAGAAGAAACCCUCGAAAGUGGUGAUGCAGACAGCCGAUAGGCGCCGAAGGUAGCAAUCAUGGCAGGGUGUUGGACGGGGUUGCAAGGGUCAUCUCUGCUCUGUCGCAUCUGGCAAUUUUCCAGAGGAGCAAAAGCAAAAAGAGGAUGUAAAGAAGUCAUCGGCGUCGCCAGCUAAGCUGACCUUUAUGCUCUCCAUGCAUUGCUGGUCUCCUUCAACAUGGUUCAGUACAGUCCCUUCUCUUUGGGCUGCCCGUUGAUAUACUUGUUCUCGAGAUGCAACCUCCGUUCUUCCUGUUCUUCAUCUUGAUCUCGCGAUAGCUUCCGCCCCGAUGGCCACUCUGCCCUCGUCCCUGCCGCCCGGGGUUUCUCCUCCAUUGACCGAAGAAAACGAGCAUAAUCAUAAUGGCUUGAUUGUCAUCAUCACUUCCUUGGGACUCUUUCUCGUCUUGGCUUCUCUCGGAAUCCGGAUGUUCGCAUCCUCGAAGCGAAGCAUUCUCUUACGUGAUGAUUAUGUUCUGUUCGUAGUUGUGGCGUGCGCCUGCGCGCAAGUGUCUCUGGUGCUAGUCCAAGUUCACUUUGGCUGGGGCCAGUCAGAGGAUUUACUUCGUUCUGCAGACUCCUCCUCUAUGUUGAAGGCCGGCUAUGCAGCAGACCUAUUGUAUAUCCUCAUCCUAGGACUGUCGAAGAUAUGCACAAUGCUGUUCUACCAAAACCUUUCGCUGCCUCGGACCAAAUGGAUGAUCAAGUCUAUUCUGGUGGCAUGUGCGUUGUGGACAUUUCUGGCAAUGCUCCUGUUAGCCAUUCGAUGCAGUAGCGAUCCUUGGGUUGAUAUCGACCAUGAAUGUCCAAGCCUUCUGCCACGCUGGCGAGCAAUCAGCGCGCUCGACAUUAUCCUCGAAGUGUUGAUUCUUUCCUACCCAGUGGUAAUUAUCCUGAACGUUCAGAUAUCGCCAAGGCAAAAGAUGAUAGUGUUGGGUAUUCUCAGCUUCCGCAUUAUACUCAUACCUCUCUCCACCAUCCACUUAUAUUUCACCCGGAAGCAAAUCCAGUCUUCCGACCCAACCCUGCUUGGAGCCUAUGCCACCACGACCGCUGAGCUCCAUAUGAGCCUCAGCAUCGUACUCUUGACAAUAUCAUCCCUCAAGUUGUUUGUGGCGGUGUACGAAGACGAGCAAGGCUUCGCCUACACAGAGGAAAUGUCCGGCUCCCAUAGUAAUAGUGGGCCAACUGCGCCCACGGCCUGGAAAUUAUCACACCACAUCAAAGAUCCAGCUCCUCUGCCAGGCAGAAACGGUACGGACCGCGAGCCAAUCCUGCAGGGUACAUCGGCAUCGGCGUCAUCUUCUAGGACUCCGUGCCUGCUAAAACGGACCAACGCCAUCAUGAAAAGUGUCCAGAUUUCUGUGACGAGGGAGAGUAUUGAGCUGGAUGAAAGGGGAGGAGUAGAUGCCAAGUCAGCAACCAAUUUAUGA
Aspergillus uvarum CBS 121591 is the source of this 1605-nucleotide messenger RNA. RefSeq lists its product as uncharacterized. The coding region runs from base 463 to 1605 and encodes 380 amino acids. The transcript has 5 exons. The record is from RefSeq and is a predicted model, not a curated record. NCBI's taxonomy places the organism in Eukaryota, Fungi, Ascomycota, Eurotiomycetes, Eurotiales, Aspergillaceae.